GAGCGACAGAGGAAAGACUGGAUGGUUGUCCAGAAAUUGAUGGAGAACGUUUGGCCCAAGGAUGAUUGGAGCACUCGGGGGAAAGUGAUCCUCGGUUUCGCUGUGCUCAUCUCUGCCAACGUGUUGAACGUGCAAGCCCCGCAACUGUUUAAGCAUAUAACCGAUGUCCUCAACAUGGACGCGGGAUCCCAAAGUACUGUCUGGAUUGUGGCUGAAGGGGCUACACACAUUGGAGCAUCGUUGUUUGGGGAGCUCUUGAGUGCCGUGUUCGAACGCUCGCUAAAUCUAGAUCACAAAUUCCAUCUGUCACGUCGAACUGGUGGACUCACU
Pisolithus orientalis is the source of this 330-nucleotide messenger RNA. RefSeq lists its product as uncharacterized. The record is from RefSeq and is a predicted model, not a curated record. Gene Ontology annotation, molecular function: ATP binding. NCBI's taxonomy places the organism in Eukaryota, Fungi, Basidiomycota, Agaricomycetes, Boletales, Pisolithaceae. The annotation marks the transcript as partial. The transcript is spliced from 3 exons. Gene Ontology annotation, cellular component: membrane.